Molecule: messenger RNA, 1511 nt
Organism: Rhodofomes roseus
Lineage: Eukaryota; Fungi; Basidiomycota; Agaricomycetes; Polyporales; Fomitopsidaceae
Product: heat shock protein 30
Exons: 4
Coding region: 341-1180 (279 amino acids)
Cellular component (GO): plasma membrane; endoplasmic reticulum
Source: RefSeq, a predicted model, not a curated record
UCGGCGUCCGAGUGUAUCGAGAUGCUUACGAAGACGACCGCAUCUCUGUCCAUGGGAGACUAGAACAUUCAGCGAGACAUGUCUAUACACGUCCUCAUGACCAACGGUCUAGCCGCGGCGCUGUCCAACUGGUAUGGUCAGUAUACCAGUUACGGGUAUGCCCGAGCUGUUCCAUUCCUCCAAGUGAGACCACCUGGCUGGUGUUCUGUGUAUAUAACCCGCGCCUUCGUGGUCCCCUCCGAACCCUAGCUCUUCAAGCCCUCGGGGACCAGCUGUAAUCGACUUCUCAACCACUCCCCCAUCUCUUGUAACCACAUCUCUCCAAAGCAGCGUCAUCACAAUGGGUGGCAACAGGGCGUUGAACCUCAACCCUCCCAAUGCUGACCUUCACAUCACCACUCAUGCCUCGGACUGGCUGUGGUCGGCAUUCUCUGUGUUCGGCCUGUCCCUCUUGGUUAUGAUUGGCUUGGAUUUACUGCGCCCGAGAGGCACUCGUCUGUUCCACCAGAUUGCCAUUGUCAUUUUGGCAACGUUCACACUCGGUUACUACUCGAUGGCCUCCGAUCUCGGUGCUACACCCAUCCUCGUUGAGUUCCGUGGAUACGGCAGCGACCCUACUCGUCAGAUCUGGUAUGUUCGCUACAUCCAGUGGUUCAUCACUUUCCCCCUUCUCGUUCUGGAAGUGUUGCUCGCCACCGGCCUCUCACUCUCGGACAUCAUAACCACCCUGUUCAUGUGCAUCGUCGUGGUCAUUUCCGGCCUCGUCGGUGCCCUGGUGCACAGCACGUACAAGUGGGGUUACUUCUCCUUCGGCUGCGCUGCCCUCAUCUACAUCUGGUACUCCCUUCUCAUCCACGGCACUAGGACGGCGUUCCCGGCCGGCGGUGUCCUUCGCACCGGCUACAUCCGCUCUGCGGGCUACCUCUCCUUCAUGCUCAUCACGUACCCCAUCUGCUGGGCGUGCUCCGAGGGCGGCAACGUCAUCUCGAACUCCGGCGAGAUGAUCUGGUACGGCAUCCUCGACAUCCUCGCUGGCCCCGUAUUCUUGUUCUUCUACCUCUGGCACCUCAUGGACGUCGACUACGCGGCGUUCGGCUUCGCGUCAGGCAGGUCCACCGGCAUCACCCAGCCUGAGGCCCCCACGGCCGCAGCCGGCGAGAAAUCUGCCCCGCCGGCGUAGAGGAUUUCUAGCUCAAUUGUAGCGAGAUAUUGUUUGCAUUGAUGGGUCAACCUUCUUCUCCGUCUACGAUGCCAAAGGCCAUGUUUACGUUGCUUCACGAAUUUGCUUAUGACCCCCUUGCGGUACCCUCUGUACUUACAACCGGUUACGGUUUUACUCCGAGCUUCGAAUCUUAUUGCGAUUGGUUUCGCUUCUGGGAUACUACAUUGUGCUACUAGCUUUGUGCGGUCUUUGAGUGAGCGUGAAUACAGCGUUCUAGCUCACGACAUUCAGCAAUGAGUACGAAUAUAUGCAAUGUUUCGCGUCCUAUGGAGCCCUUGUGAACAGUAUG